Kazachstania africana CBS 2517 is the source of this 1860-nucleotide messenger RNA. RefSeq names its product Srb4p (gene SRB4). Gene Ontology annotation, biological process: regulation of transcription by RNA polymerase II. Gene Ontology annotation, cellular component: mediator complex; core mediator complex. Gene Ontology annotation, molecular function: transcription coregulator activity. The transcript has a single exon. The record is from RefSeq and is a predicted model, not a curated record. Bases 1 to 1860 code for a protein of 619 amino acids. NCBI's taxonomy places the organism in Eukaryota, Fungi, Ascomycota, Saccharomycetes, Saccharomycetales, Saccharomycetaceae.
AUGGGGAAGUCUCAAUUUGAUUUUGAAAAGGGUGUAAACUUGGCACUUGACCCAAAUUUGUUGUCUUUGCCGUCGAAGAAAUCGCCUUCUUCACCCAAUGCUGCCGAUCAACAAAAGGAACCUAUUGUACCGCCAGCUACCGCCCAAGAAAUUAACGAACUAGUCAGCAAUCCGUAUGAAAUAUAUGGUAAAAUGCCAUUAGCGCAAUUGGUCCCGUUAAUAUUGCAACAAAAACAGAUUCCCUUCUCAGAACUAUCUCAAGAUUACAUAUUAAAGGAAACAAGUGAAAAAGUUAUGGAUAGUAAUGAUGCAAUGGAUAAUGAACCUCAAUUACCUGACAAUUCCAAGUCCAAUUUUUCAACAAUGGACGCUUCAGAAUCUUACGAGACAAUAAGAAGCAAGAUGAUUGACCAUAUCAAUGUUGCGAUGAAUGAAUCUUCUUUAGCUUUAGAAACAGUGUCUUUAUUAUUGUCUGGUGUUAGAGAAAAUAAUGCCAAGAGUUCAAUAUCACCAUAUUUGAAGAGAAAUGUACCUAUGGGCUCAUUGAAUAGUGACCGCAUACCGAUAAAUAAUAGUAAUAACGUUAAGAAAACGAAUGAAAAGAUAAAAUUCUCAUUUGGUUGGAAAUUGAAAUGUCUUGAUGAUUCUAAAUUGAUGUUAAAGAAAAAUGUGGAUAAACUUUUUGAAAUUGUACGAAGAGAAAAUAAGUACUGGCAAAUGAUAUCACAAGUUAUUGUAAAUACUGAUGUGAUUUUCAAAUUAAGAGAUAAACUCAGUGGCGAAAGGUUGAUAGGUAUAAAAUAUGGUUUCGAAGAUUCAGGUUCAAACUAUCAUCUAGAUAGGGGUAUCGCUGUCUUGAAAAACAAUACAGAAUUGAAUCAAUUAGAAUUGAUUCCUUAUUACAAUAAUAAGAAUUUUUCGAUUCACGAUUCGAAUAUUAGAAUUGGAUACACUUUCAUAAGAAUAAGGAUCUUUACCAAAAUUGAAAGUGAAGAUGAUUUUAUUUUGAGUGGUGAAUCUUCCAUUACAAAUAAUGAUUCUACAAAUAUUCGAGACCAGAUUAAAAAAUUUAAAGACAUUAUCUUUGAAAAAGAAUUAAUGUAUCAAUUGAAGAAAGAGAGUUCGCAAUUGAUCUCAUAUGGUGUCAAGAUUGAAAACGAAAACAAGAUAAUGAUUGAACUACCUAAUGAAAAAAUCGAAAUUGAACUUUUACAAGUGGAUGAUCUUUCCACUGUAAUGAAUGAACAGGACAAUCCCAAGAUUAAUGAUAAGAGGGCUAAUUUGAUACUUAUAACUUUGAGAUUACUAUUAGUAGUGAUUUUCAAGAAGAAUUUAAGGAGAAGGUCAACCACAAAUAGCAUUAGCAAUCACAAUGGAUCCUACAGUGAAGACAUAUUGUUAAUCAGACCGAUAUUGGGCAAAUUAAGACAUCAAAAUUACAAAAUUCUUUUAAAAAAGAUAAUAAAGCAAAAUAUAUUAGACAUAAUUGAGAGCUCUCAAUGCCAAGAAAUCAAAAUUACAAGAAAACCAAAUAAUGAUACCACAAGGACUGUUGAUAAACAUAUCGACAAACUGAAUAAAGAUAUCGCUUCCUUCGACAAUUUAAUAAAUACACCUGUAUCUCAUUUUGAAGUAUCAUUGCCUGAUAGAAAGGAUUCAUUCAAGCUUGUAUUAGAAUCUCCAAACUACUGCAAUGCCAUCAUAUCCGUGAAAUAUAAAGAUCCAUUAAACGACAACAGGGCGUUUGAUGCCAAGUUCACGGAACUAAAAGAAGUGGAGGAGUUCCUCUACUUCAUCAUCACUGAGUAUAUCCUCAAGAAGGAAACUGAAGAGCACAUACCAAUCAAACAAGAACAUUAG